Atta colombica is the source of this 732-nucleotide messenger RNA. RefSeq names its product protein lethal(2)essential for life-like. The record is from RefSeq and is a predicted model, not a curated record. The coding region runs from base 1 to 651 and encodes 216 amino acids. Gene Ontology annotation, molecular function: protein folding chaperone. The transcript has a single exon. Gene Ontology annotation, biological process: protein refolding; response to heat. Lineage: Eukaryota; Metazoa; Arthropoda; Insecta; Hymenoptera; Formicidae.
AUGUAUCUCUUGCCAUUGUUAUUCUCAAAUCUUCAUUUGGGAUUGGAUGCUCUCACCAAUCCGAUAGAUCUCUCCGCUGGAAUUCUCGGUAGAAAUCUUGCUCGAUCGCGAUUAUUUUCUCGCUUCCGUAAUAGUUAUUCUUCGAUCAAUUUUCACGAUCGCGAAGUUUUGGAUUUCUAUCCUUAUAUCUCAUGGAGGAACUUAAAUCGUAACAAACAUGUCAUCAGUACUACAAGUAUCGACAGCGACGGCUUGAAAAUCACCGUAAACGUGCAGCAGUAUAAUCCGGAGGAGAUUACUGUCAAAGUGGUGGACAAUUGGAUGAUUAUCAAGGGCAUACAUGAAAAGCAGAACAAGUCCAACGUUGGGUCCCAACAGUUCGUGAUACGAUAUCUAUUACCUGGUAACACCGACAUCGAUCAUAUAACAUCUUCGACAUCGAGUGAUGGCAUCUUGACGAUCACGGUACCGUUAAAGAUAUAUCAAAAAGUGAUCCAGAUCGAGCAGAGCAGACAAUCGACCGUUUCUUCUAAUAAUACGGGACAGGUUCGUCCGGGACAAAUUGGCACGAAACAGAUUGAUGCUAGACAAGCUGAAUUUGCUGGCGCAGGACAAGCCGGAGUGGACGCGAGUUCUGCUGAUAUGGGAUAGGCUGGCGUUGGGAAAGCUGACGGAAAAAAGCUUGGUGAAAAAUGAAAUUAUUCAAGAAUAAAUGAUAACAACUUAGGCACA